GCCAAAACCAUGACAGGACCCAGGAGAACCCUCCGGCUCUGUCCCGGUCCAGCAGCGAGGGGGGGUCCAACAGGAUGUCCCUGAGCUCUGACACUGAGGGUCCCCCCCCAGGACCUCUGCAUCCCUCCCUGUCCCGCCGACCCAACCCCGACAUCAGCGAGGAGGACGGGGAGGGCGACCCGACUCCCUGCCUGAACGUCCAGAAUGGUCUGACCCGCUGCCUCGCCGGUGACAACCAAACAGACACGGACUGUACCAAGUCGGAGGUGCAGGACACAGAUGACAGUAACACUGUGGUGGACUGUGCGGCUGCUCGGACUGUACCAAAGAGCGAAGCUGCAGCAGGGUUGAACUACGAUUCUGUUAAAUACACGCUGGUGGUGGACGAACACGCUCAGCUGGAGCUGGUCAAACUCAAAGAUUGUUUCCACGGUUACAACGAGCACAACGACGACAGCGACGCCGAGACCGUCUACCAGUCGGCCAAUGAGGACGAAGAUCCGGAGUACAAGGAGGAGAGGAAGAAGACCGAGGAGGAGAAGAAGCUAGAGAGGAGGAAAGAGGAGGAGAAGAGGCGAAAGGAGGAAGAGGAGAUGAGGAAGAAGAGGGAGGAAGACAUAAAGAGGAGGCGGGAGGAGGAGGUGAAGAGGAGGAGGGAGGUGGUGGCGAGAGUCUGCAAACAGUCCAAGGUGGCGUCGACCACGACUUCAGAGGAGGACGAGGCUAACGGAGGAAGAGCCGGAGCUCCCAAAACCCGAAAGUUCCUCAACCUGUUUGCCAACAACAACAGCAGCCAUUACAGCGCCACCGGUGCCGGUUCCUUCGGUAUGUUCUCUUGUGUUCUGGACGGAGUGGAGCGGCAGCAGAGCCACCGAGCCGUCUACAGGUUCGUCCCCCGUCACGCAGACGAGCUGUACCUGGAGACGGACGACCCGGUUCUGAUGCUGGCCCAGUCUGAGGACCUGUGGUGCCAGGGCUACAACAUGAGGACCGGCUCCAGCGGCAUCUUCCCCGCCUUCUACGCCGUCAGGGUGCCCAAAGAGAUGACCCAGGUUCAGACGGACGGCUGCACGGAGCAGUUCAUGGUCAGAUUUCUGGGUUCAGUUCAGGUUCCCAUCCACACCGGCAGCGAUGUGCUGUGUGCUGCCAUGCAGAAGGUGGCCUGUAACCGGCGCUCAGCAGGUCAGCCUCCGUCGGCCUGUGUGCUGGAAGUCAGCGUUAAAGGAGUGAAGAUCAGCGUCCAGGACCAGUGUCAGUCUGCUCACCGGGGUGACCAGUGUUUCCACUUCUUCCAGUUGAAGAACAUCUCGUUCUGCGGCUGUCAUCCCAAACACAGCAAGUAUUUUGGUUUCAUCACCAAACAUCCCGACCAGCAGCGCUUCGCCUGCCACGUGCUGAUGUCAGAAACAACAUUACAUCCUCUGGCCGAGUCUGUCGGGAGGGCCUUCCAGCAGUUCUACAAGGAGCACAUCGGCUACUCGUGUCCCACCGAAGACAUCUUCAUCGAGUGACGUCCUCACUGCGAACCUCACUACGUGCAUGUGAGCCUGGUUCUGACGCCCGGACUGGACCACCGAUAUAUCUCCUCUGCAUGGUGGAUUCGUUUCUUUCUGCAGCUGCAUCCGGCGGUACGGCGAGCUUCUCCUUCCUACAGCCACGUGUCAGUAUCGUGAAUACCUCUGUAGAUGGACGGGAUCAGACGAGAAGCUCCGUAAACCCGUAAACACAAAUAUCUAUUUUAUCAGUAAAAAAACAAAACAGACCUAUAUGUAACUGCACAUAGAUAUUAAACCUCCCUGAAGACCUUCUCCGUCCUGCAAAGCCACAACUCAGUAACUGCACAUUUGGUUUUAGCCGAGUUCUGAAUCGGACUUUCUGACGUCUUAUAUCAACAUAUAAACAUCAUAUUGUCAUAGAAACGAGCUACAGCUGCCUGUAAACUAACCUCAGCUGCAGCUAACCGAACAAACACAUUUUAAUGCUCAGACAUGUUUUUAUAUCCCAUAACAAUGCAGCAGCGGAAACAUGAUAGAUUUUAAAAAACAACAAGACAAAGAAAAGGUGCUAAAAGCGAACUAGCCCGGCUUAGCAGAGCAGCAGCGAUGGUUUGAUUUGGUUCAACUGCCUUUAAAUCGUAUUUCAGGGUUUCUGUUGGUGCAGUUGCUGCUCUGUGACUUUGCAGAGUCGUCAUAAAGUUCAUUUAACGACGGAACGUUUUAAUUCUCGACUCGUGAAACUCGCAGCCGGAGCUCGAAUGAGUGAUCAGUGACAGUUUGGUAAUGAUUUAACCGUUUGAUCAGUCGGCCACGUUAGCAGCUGUGUGAGUCUGUGCAGCGCCGCGGCGUUUGUUGGUCUGAAGAUAAACCAGAUGAAGUGACAGGACAAGUUUUCACCGACUUGUUCCUCCUCCGAUUGUCGACCGGCAUGGAUGGUUUAUGGAACGGGCCAAUUUAAUGACCACAAAUAUCCUCAAAUCAACCACAAAGAGACACAAAAUUACUGCACAGAGACUCAGAGCAACUGAAAGUGAACAAACAGAGAGAUGCAAAACAACUAUAAAGUGAUUUAAAAAAAAAUACAAAGAGACACAAUCAGACUACAAAAAGACUCAAAAUGACCAAAGAGACACACAACAACUACAACAAGAUGGAAAUGGACAAGAAAAAGACCAAAGAGACACAAAACGACCACAGAAAAAAGAACAAAGAACAAAGCGUUAAGAAAAAAGAGUACUUACAGCGUCAAAGUAAGGAAAGAGACACCAAAAACCUACAAAAACUGACAAAAUAACUAUAAAGAGUUGA
Molecule: messenger RNA, 2804 nt
Organism: Stegastes partitus (bicolor damselfish)
Lineage: Eukaryota; Metazoa; Chordata; Actinopteri; Pomacentridae
Product: C-Jun-amino-terminal kinase-interacting protein 1-like
Exons: 9
Biological process (GO): JNK cascade; regulation of JNK cascade
Cellular component (GO): cytoplasm
Molecular function (GO): JUN kinase binding; MAP kinase scaffold activity
Source: RefSeq, a predicted model, not a curated record